AUGGCCAUUGCUAAGAACCUUCCUAUCUUGAAGAAUCACUUCAGAAAGCACUGGCAAGAACGUGUCAGAGUUCACUUCGACCAAGCCGGUAAGAAGGUCUCUAGACGUCAUGCCAGAGCUGCCAAGGCCGCCAAGAUUGCUCCAAGACCAUUGGACUUGUUGAGACCAGUUGUCAGAGCACCAACUGUCAAAUACAACAGAAAGGUCAGAGCCGGUAGAGGUUUUACCCUAGCUGAGGUUAAGGCUGCCGGUUUGACCCCAGCUUACGCCAGAACCAUCGGUAUUGCUGUUGACCACAGACGUCAAAACAGAAACCAAGAAAUGUUCGACACUAACGUUCAAAGAUUGAAGGAAUACCUAUCUAAGAUCAUCGUUUUCCCAAGAUCUGGUAAGGCCCCAGAAGCUGAGCAAGUCUUGUCCACUGCUGCUGCCUUCCCAAUUGCUCAACCAUCUACCGAAGUUGAGGUCAAGGCCGUUGAGGACAAUGGUGAAUCUGCUUUCAGAACUUUGAGAUUGGCUAGAUCUGAGAAGAAGUACAAGGGCAUCAGAGAAAAGAGAGCCAGAGAAAAGGCCGAGGCUGAAGCUGAUAAGAAGAAAUAA
Molecule: messenger RNA, 600 nt
Organism: Lachancea mirantina
Lineage: Eukaryota; Fungi; Ascomycota; Saccharomycetes; Saccharomycetales; Saccharomycetaceae
Source: the annotation of a GenBank genome assembly